Betta splendens (Siamese fighting fish) is the source of this 873-nucleotide messenger RNA. RefSeq names its product Alpha-aspartyl dipeptidase-like. Gene Ontology annotation, molecular function: serine-type peptidase activity. The transcript is spliced from 8 exons. Lineage: Eukaryota; Metazoa; Chordata; Actinopteri; Anabantiformes; Osphronemidae. Bases 130 to 807 code for a protein of 225 amino acids. Gene Ontology annotation, biological process: proteolysis. The record is from RefSeq and is a predicted model, not a curated record.
UUUGCGGUGCCCAAAGGUUUAGGAGGUUUUAAAUUCAGAUCUGUGAUUGAAGUCUAGAGACAUUUGGCGCUGAAUGAUCCUGAACAAAAACAGGAAGAGGAGGAUCCAGUGAAACCACCGCCUCAGAACAUGACCUGUCACAUCAGCACUAGACGGGAUGUGAAGAAAGUUCUGUUUGUUCCUUAUGCUCUGCACGACAGAGACGCCUACAGCAGAAGUGCCCGGACCAAGUUCCAAGCCCUGGGUUACGAGUUGGAGAGCAUCCACGAGGCCUCGGACCCGGUCGACGCCGUCAGGAAGGCUGAGGGCAUUUUUAUAGGUGGAGGAAACACCUUCCGGCUGCUAAGAAGCCUCUACGACAACAAAGUGGUGACGGCGAUCCGGAGGCGAGUCCUGGAGGACGGCGUCCCCUACAUGGGGUCCAGUGCCGGCACCAACGUGGCCACCGUCAGCAUCAGCACCACCAACGACAUGCCCAUCGUCUACCCUCCGUCCUUCUCUGCCAUUGGCCUCGUCCCCUUCAACAUCAACCCUCACUACCUGGACCCUGACCCAAAUAGCCGCCACAUGGGGGAGACCAGAGAGCAGAGGAUCACCCAGUACCACGAAGAACCCGAUACUCCUUGUGUCCUGGGACUGAGGGAAGGUUCCAUGCUGCUGGUGGAGGGAAACAAAGCCACGCUACUUGGAACUACCAGGGCCAGACUGUUCACCAGUAAUGAAUGGUGUGUAUGUUCCAGGGGGAAAAGGCCGGUGGAAUACGAUCCUGGUAGUGACAUGAGCUUCCUGCUGACAGACCUGAACUGAACGAUGGCCACGGAACCCAGGUCCUGGUUCUGCUCAGAACAGAAUAAAGAUUUGACAGAAACACAA